CGCCGCCGCCGCCGGCCCGGUGACCUACACUCUCCUCCGCCGCCGCCGCCGCCGGCCCCCGCCGUCUACCAGCCAUGUUCGGCUCUUCCAACCGAUCUCUGUUUGGACAAAAGUCUAGUUUCGGUGGUUUUGGUUCAUCUCCUAACCAGUCUACUACAUUUGGCAACAACAAUUUUGGCACCACAACUACUCCGACCUUCGGUGCCUCUACAUCAACAUCCUUAUUUGGUGCUCCCGGCACCUCAACGUUUGGUUCGACCACUACUCCUGGAUUUGGAUCUUCUCCGUCUUUUGGACAAUCAGGAGCUGCAACUAGUAGCACGCUGUUCGGAACAACUCCGUCUUCUCCAUUUGGCUUGCCGACAGCACCACCAACGUUUGGGCAAACUACAUUUGGGAAUCAAUCUGGAGGAACCAGAAUACAGCCUCAUGUACAAACACCAGAUCCUGACGGUGCUACGAGUGGUUCUCAGGCUUCAAAACUUGAUUCCAUAUCAGCUAUGCCUGCAUACAAAGAGAAGAGUCAUGAAGAAUUGAGGUGGGAAGAUUACCAGCGUGGGGACAAAGGUGGACCAAACACAACUCCAGUGGUGAAUAACUUCUCGCCAUCUCCACAGCCAAGUUUUCCAAUCAGUCAACCGGCGCCAGUGAAUCCAUUUUCUAGUAUCUCAAAUUCUACUGGUGCUUUUGGUACUACGCCGAGCCUGUUUCCGUCCCCCGGAACGACCUUGUUUGGACAAUCAACUGGUUCUCCCUUCCAAGCAAACACUUCACAAUCUCUGUUUGCAAAUACCACUCCUUCAAUAUUCGGCUCGUCAUCGGCAAUCACGACUCCUUUCAGUUUUGGCCCAUCCUUUAACAAUAACUCUCAAUCAGCUGGGCUGUUUCCGUCUUUGUCUUCCCCUGCAAUUGGGCAACAGCCAUCGAGCCACUCAUUUAACCAGCAGACGACAAGCAGUUCAGCUUUCUCCACCAGUAUUUUCAACAACACGACUAAUGUUGGAACAGCCGGAGGACAGUUUGUCCCCACAUCUUCACCUUUUCCAAUGUUUCCACAACCUGCCCCUGUUCAACCUUCAAGUUCGUUCUCAUUCCAACCUCAGGGCCAACCAGGUGGAUUCUCUGGAGUUUCCAAACCGAUGAAUAUGGCCCCAUUUGGACAGCAAACCAGUAGUCAGUCCAGUAUGGUAAUGCAGCCGACUCUUGUUUCAAAUCCCUUCGGGACACUUCCAGCGAUGCCUCAGAUGUCCAUUGGGAAUGGUGGAUCCUCACCUUCCAUCCAAUAUGGAAUAUCAAGUUUACCGGUUGCUGAGAAGCCCCAUCCGAGUAGAACAUUAUCAAUGGUGGUGCCUAGGCAUUUGUCACAGAGGAGGAUAAAACUGUUGCCACGGAAAUAUAAUGCGACAUCUGAUGGCAAGGUUCCGUUCUUUGCUGAUGAUGAAGAAUCUUCCGUAACGCCAAAAGCAGAUGCCUUUUUCAUCCCUAGAGAAAACCCAAGAAGUCUGAUAAUCCGUCAAACAGAUCAGUGGCCUUCACGUAGUGCAGUUGACCGACAACCAAUUCCAAGAGAUUCAGCUCAUCUUGACGAAGACAAAGAUGCUUUUGUUGGGAGGGAGCGCAAUAAGGCUGCCAUGUCACCGGCUCGGUCUGGUCAAGCAGGAAAUAGUCAUGAUGCAUCAAGUGAGCCUGAGGCUUUUGUUCGGCAUGUGAAUGGUGCUAGCAUUGAGAAGAUGAUGCCUAAGCUCUCCCAGGCAGAUUACUUCACGGAGCCUAGCCUAGAGGAGCUUGCGGCGAAAGAACGUUCUGAACCAGGCUACUGCCGUCAGGUUAGAGACUUUGUUGUCGGACGUCAAGGCUAUGGCAGCAUCAAAUUCUUGGGAGAAACAGAUGUGAGGGGCCUUGAUCUGGAGUCGGUGGUGGAAUUCAAUAACCGUGAAGUGGUCGUGUACAAGGAGGACAGCGAGAAGCCCCCAGUUGGCGAGGGCCUGAACAAAGCUGCAUUGGUGACUCUUUUGAACAUCAAGUGCAUGAAUAGGAAGACAGGUGAGCCCUGCACCGAGGGUCCGAGGCUGGACAAGUUCAAGGAGACGCUGGUGAAGACGGCCAAGGAGCAGGGAGCUGAGUUCGUGUCAUUUGACGGCGCCAAGGGCGAGUGGAAGUUCAGGGUGAAGCACUUCAGCUCCUAUGGAUUUGGCGAAAGCUGAAACGUGUAGCUUGGUCGUUGUGACUGGUUGUUAGAAUGCUUUUAUCUCAUGGGAAUGAUGUUUCUGUGACUUCCUUUCUGGUUCUAUCUGUAUAGAAAGACAAGUUCUACGGUCCUUCCUGUAUAAAUCGGGUCGAUUCAUCAUGUCU
This is a messenger RNA of Lolium rigidum, 2352 nucleotides long. Its product is annotated as nuclear pore complex protein NUP98A-like. NCBI's taxonomy places the organism in Eukaryota, Viridiplantae, Streptophyta, Magnoliopsida, Poales, Poaceae. The record is from RefSeq and is a predicted model, not a curated record. Gene Ontology annotation, biological process: post-transcriptional tethering of RNA polymerase II gene DNA at nuclear periphery; RNA export from nucleus; protein import into nucleus. The transcript has 10 exons. Gene Ontology annotation, molecular function: structural constituent of nuclear pore. Gene Ontology annotation, cellular component: nuclear pore cytoplasmic filaments; nuclear pore. The coding region runs from base 75 to 2204 and encodes 709 amino acids.